Molecule: messenger RNA, 3150 nt
Organism: Trichoplax adhaerens
Lineage: Eukaryota; Metazoa; Placozoa; Uniplacotomia; Trichoplacea; Trichoplacidae
Exons: 8
Coding region: 1-3150 (1049 amino acids)
Biological process (GO): positive regulation of cytokinesis
Cellular component (GO): centrosome; microtubule; spindle pole
Source: RefSeq, a predicted model, not a curated record
AUGGCCACCCAGGAUGAGAUGACACGUUUUAUUCAAUUACAGAAAGCUAAAUUACAUCAUGAGCGACAACAAAUUGACCCAGAAUCCAGUAAUCCUGUCAGAAGUUUCAACCAAGCAGGAACAACAUCAAAUCUUUCAAAUGAAAGGAGUGAUCUUCGUCCUACCCAAAGUGAUGGAGCAUUUACCUUAAGAGAUUCACAUAAUAAUCAGAUUAAUCAUAAUAGUGAAGAUAUUCACAACCUACAUCGGACUCAUUCUUUAUGGGAUAAGUUGGGCGAUGAUGGCCUGACUAUGAAACAAAAUUUUAAAAAAAGGAGAGAAGAUGAAUUUAAAGAAUUUGCCGAUAACAAAAAGUACGGUCGUUACAACCGUAAUAUUAACGAGAACAACUAUCAAGGAUUAAGUUUGCCCAUAAGGGAACAGAAUAGUGCUAAAGAAAGGUUAAAGAAAGAGCGACAACGAGAGUAUAACGAAUUUUUACAAGAAAAGUUACGCAGAGAAACCGAGGGUAAAUCUCGUAGGCGCAACAAUUUGAAUGACGCUAUGCAGCCUCAGAACUAUCAUUCAAAACCAGUUGGUUACGAUCAACUACUGCAACAAAAAAGGGAGCAAGAGGAACGUUAUCGUCAGCUAAAUCAUAUCGAAACUGCACCAGCUGAUUUUGUACCAUCCAAGCCGAAGUUUGACCUACAACAUUCAAGAGAUCCCCGCUAUAAUCUACCUAUACCAGAAAAUCGACCAGUUGAAUGGCAAUUAGGCGAUGAAGAUUUAUAUGCAUGGGCACGCCAAAAGGCUAACAAUCAUGAUGCACCAGACGAUAUAGGAAGGUUGCCAUAUGAUAUUAAUCUUGGUAAUGGCCAAGGAAACGUACCAUUGUCCAAUAAUAGUCCACUACUAGAUGCAGUAACUCAACUAACAGAUCCGAGACUCCGAUCAGAUUAUCCACCUGAUGAAGUUCCUCGUGCUUCUUAUAGCAACAAUAACGCAGUACCAGUUAGAAAUGCUGACUACCCUGGUGCAGUUUCGCGCAAUAACUACGUUCAAGCUAAAGGCAACAGCGUUUUAGAUCACAGUCAUCGCCGAAUUGGCAAUCACGAUCCUCCAAAUGCGCACUAUCGUACUUCCAGUCAAAAUCAAAGUUCCAACAUCUUGCUAGGCUUUUCUGGAUCAGAAGACAAGCCACGCUAUGAUAAAAGUAGCUACCAACAGGAUUUAAAACAACAGAUGCUAGAAAUGGAAAAUAGAAAGAAACAAGAAAAAAAAAGAAGAGAGGCAGAAGAACUGAAAAAAGAACAAGAAAUAUAUGAUUAUAAUCCGUGGGGUAAAGGCGGAGGUGGUGCACCCCUGCGCGAUCGCCAUGGUCGCAUUGUUGCUGAUCUAAAAAGAAUGCAUGUAGAUAAUGAGACUAAACUUCUUAACCCUAAUACCAAUGAAAAUCGUAGUCAACCCAAUCAUUCACUUUCUAGUAACAACAAUAAUCAAUACUCUAAUGCAGCUUCUCCCCGGCGUGAGCCUAAUUCAUUAAAUGAGCCCAAUUAUAGUUAUAAUCAACCUAAUCGUGAAACUACUGAGGUUGUAACUAAACUUACAUCAGAAGGUUUUAUGACUCAAGAAAGUCCACGCAAAAGUGAGACUGAUUACAGAGCAUAUCUUAAACAGCAAAUUGAAGAAAAAGAGCGUAGAAAGCGGGAAGAACAAGAAAAAAUAAGACAGGAAGAGCUGAAAGAAAUGCAACGCAUCGAAGAUCAGAGGAAAAUUAUGCAAGAAGAACAUGAGAAAGAGCUUGAAGGAAAGCGUAAAAAAGAAGAGGAAGAGAAUCGGCAAAAAGAGGAAGCUGCACAAAAAAUUAAAGAGCAGCGUGAGGCUUCGGAGCGAGCACAGCGUGAAGCAGAAGAGAAUCGUCGGCAGAAAGCAGAUGAUGACUUAAAAAGGAGGCUAGCGGAAAGUAGGAAGAAACCGUAUGAACAGGAAGCUAGCAAUCAACAGAAUAGCCCUGUGAGAUCGAACUCUCCGCCUAUACCAGCACUAAGGCAGUCAUAUAAUCAAUCUCCACCAAUUCCUGCUUUAAGAAAUGAGCAAGGCAAUCCAACUUCACCGCCUUUACCAAGUCAUAGACAAGUUACAAAUACUAAUAGCGAUAUUUAUAACCAAGACGACGAAAUUCCUAGCCACUCUGAGAUUCAACCACUUAAACUUUCAAGAUCGCAGACAUUUAAUGAAGUUACACUUAGUCAGCGAGAUAAUGAUAUUUAUAAGAGUCAUCCGAAAUCAUCACGCAAUAAUUCCAUUUCAGGAAAUGCAUCCACUAUACCCAAUAACUCCAAUACGCGUCCCUUUAACAGAACUGCGGAAGAAACUAAAGAUGUUAUCGCUCAGCUGGAAUUAAUGCGGCAACAACUGAAACUUGAGCAAGCUAAGGUUCAAGAACAAUUAGAACAAAACAAAAAGGCUUAUGAAGGACUGCUAAGGAAUGAGGAGUUAAAGCUACAAGCUCAUAUGGAACAGAACAAGAAAGCUAAAGAACGCCGAUUAUCAAGGAGUAAGAACAAAGCAGAUAUUUUUGCAAUGGCAUUACCCAAAAAUAAAGGAGGAAAUCAAAACAAUGCUACAUCGGAGUUUAAUUCACUUAAGUAUGGCAAUGGAAGUGAAUCAAGGCAAGAAUUUUGGAAAGAAUAUCCUGAACCAGCUGAAUCAAGUGCUUCGUUAGAAGUUCAACAGCAAGCUCUGCUAGAUAAGCAAGAGCAUCAAUUGAAAAUGUUACGAGAGGGUGAUUUAGCCGCAGAUCUUGAUGUUAAUAGUCAUCCUACUAAUCAUCACCAUCAGGCUUCAAAUCGUAAGCCUGAUUCAGAAUCACAAUUAUCCUUAUUGACAUCAGAAACUAAAUUUGUACCAGUCGAUGAUAAUGGUAACAACGUUAAAGGCUCAACCGAUGAAAAUUCUACUAAAGUUUCAUCAGCACGUGAAAGAAGAAGAAUUCGACAACGCGAUGAGUUACCAUCUACCCCGGCGUCCAUUUCCAGUCUAAAUAUCGAUGCCAUCAAUGAGAAAAAUAAAGAACGAUUACUUAGAUUGGAGAAAUUGACUGAAAGAAGAAAGAAAAAUGACACUUUAGAACCAAGCGCGGUUUUAGAAGAAUAUUUAGAAAAAUAA